Molecule: messenger RNA, 1046 nt
Organism: Hypoxylon trugodes
Lineage: Eukaryota; Fungi; Ascomycota; Sordariomycetes; Xylariales; Hypoxylaceae
Exons: 2
Coding region: 187-837 (216 amino acids)
Source: RefSeq, a predicted model, not a curated record
UAUUCGCCACAAACACAAUAUCCAGAUACUUAAUCUAGAGCUAUCUAGGUAUCUAUACGCACUGCUAUUAAAUACUUAUUUAACAUUAUAAAUAUCGUCUUCACCUUCACCUUCGGCUCUAGUUCACCUAGCCUACUACCACAAUCAAAACUUACCCUCUUUAAACUUAACAUAUAAAACAUCAAAAUGCGAACCACAUUCCUCCCCACACUCUCCCUCCUCGGCCUCGCCGCCGCCGCCGCCGCCCCGGCUCCUGCUCCCCUAACAACCCGCGACGCCCCCACACCACCUCCGAAGAUCGUCUCCGUAUCGUAUUCCGGCAGCGGCUGUCCCUCCUCAUCACCCGCAGUCGACCGCACCGGCGGCUUCGAGGACAUCGCGCUACGCCUAAACUCUUUCGAGGCGCGUACCAGCACCAUCGCCGACUCCUCCGUAAACUGCCAAGCCCAUCUAUCCAUCGCGGGUACAGCAGCUGGAUGGCAAGUCGGUGUUAAGGAUGUUUACGUCAACGGUCAUUUAGUCCUAGACCCGGGCGCGAGUCUAGAUUACUACGUUACGAGUUUCUGGAGCGAGGAUGCUGAUCGAACCGUCACGAUCAAAGGCUCCCUCGCCAACAGCGGCACCGCGCGUCUAAACCAAGACGUCACGGCGCACAGCACAGUUCCCGACAACCAAGUCGUAUGGUCGGCAUGCACGGGCGCUAAGGGCAACGUCGGGUUGUUAAACGUCAAUUUCCGCGUCGCGCUCCAGGCCGAUGGCGCGCAGUACGGAUACUUUGGCAAGGACCCCGAUACCACGGCUUCGGAGAGCUGGAGUUAUGUCUGGAGACGGUGCUAGAUUAUUCAUUUAUUUUUAUUUCAUUUGUUCUCCGUUUGAUUAAGUUGGUUGGGAUGAGAGGGGCGACAGUACCGUUCUUGCAUGGUGGUUAUUUUGGGUUGAAAAAACUUCGACUUUACUUUCCAUUUGUUAGGGGGCAUGGGAUGGGUUUAUUUACUUUAGGGUAGGGUUAGUAAAAGGGUUGAGGGAAUAUACUAAGUUUUAUUGAA